Messenger RNA from Hermetia illucens (black soldier fly), 2172 nucleotides. RefSeq lists its product as uncharacterized. NCBI's taxonomy places the organism in Eukaryota, Metazoa, Arthropoda, Insecta, Diptera, Stratiomyidae. The transcript is spliced from 9 exons. Gene Ontology annotation, biological process: proteolysis. Gene Ontology annotation, molecular function: serine-type endopeptidase activity. The coding region runs from base 12 to 2108 and encodes 698 amino acids. The record is from RefSeq and is a predicted model, not a curated record.
CAAACAGGAAAAUGAAGGGGGCAAUAUUAGUAACUUUAAUCUUUUUAGUGAACAUUUCGGUUUCGCAAGAUGUUCCCGCAGUCCGAUAUUUGAUGCCAAGUUCGAAUUCGAAUAUUUUGUAUAAUCAAGUUGAAAGUAGAAUAAUCAAUGGUGCCGAAGCGCCUAGGGGUCUCUUCCCAUAUCAAGUAGGUUUCGAAAUACGGUUAGCAAGCGGUUAUACAUGGUGCGGGGGAUCCUUAAUUUCGGAAAAUUAUGUUCUCACCGCAGCACAUUGUCUGGAAGCAGCCCUUUCUGUACUCAUUUUGUUUGGAGCUCGAGACCGACUGGACAAAUAUGAAACGGGUCAAAAGCGGAUGACCGUUGAAAAGGCGAAUUUUAUCAUCCAUAAAGAAUGGGAUAACGCCACGUUGAGAAACGACAUAGCUUUGAUAAGAUUGACCCAAUCAAUAGCUUUUUCAGAAUACAUCCAGCCCAUCUCUUUGCCUACUCGUGCGAUGCAAGGCCUCCUUUUGGAGAAAUCUCCUGUUGUAGCGACAGGAUGGGGUUAUACAGCAGGCAGUCCAUCUUUAGCCAGAUAUUUGCAGUACGUUGAUGUUACUGUCCAGGAGCAGAACGUGUGCCAAGGAUAUUUCGGUUCAUAUAUACAAAAUGGUAAUAUAUGUAUUGAUGGGUCGACGGGAAGAGGAGCUUGUUUUGGUGAUUCUGGUAGCCCUCUAGCAACAACCAACGGUAUGCGAUAUGUGGUUGGCAUUGCGUCAUUUGUUGGAUAUUAUGGCUGCGAAGCAAAUUGGCCAACAGCUUAUACGCGAGUGUCUUCAUUUCUAGACUGGAUUGCUACAAAUUCUGGGCUACAAAUUACAAUCAAAAAGAUCAAAGCUGACCACGACCUAAAAGACGAUCUAAUGUUGGAGCUGAAAAAUCCAGGUUGGGCAGAGCGGAUGACCUCCGUAGCCAAGUUAAAAACUCACUUGGGGGAAUUCCACGGUACGGCUCACAAACAUGAUAUCUAUAUAUACAUCGGUCAGGAUUUACUUGAGCAGAACAUCUACGAGUUUGAUAUGGUUGCCAUCGUAAGUGAACUAUAUAAAAACCUUCACGGGGGCGAAUGGGUUACUGAUUCUAGUGAAAGUACAGCGGUAUUGGUUUAUAGUAGGUACCCUCGAGUCAGUCGGUCAAUGGCUUUGUGGGAGCAAAAAAGACGAGUUGCGAUUUCGUCUAUUAUAAUCAGCUUAAUAGACGCGAUGUAUAAAGUUGUGCUGACAACGAUUUUAGUGCUUUUUUCCAAAGAGCGGCUGACCCUAGCUGACACAGAUGAUAGUGAAUAUGAUCCUGUCAAGUUCUUUAUGCCGGAACCGGCUCCUUCAUUGAACUAUUCUCCACCAAUGCGGAUUAUUAAUGGAUUCGAGGCACAGCCCAACGCAUACCCUUACCAAGUUGGUAUAGAAAUUUCUGUAACAGGCGGAUGGACCUGGUGCGGUGGAUCUCUCAUCUCACAAAAUUUCGUUCUAACUGCCGCUCAUUGUCUCGACUCAGCUUUCUACGUCAAUGUACUACUCAGCGUCCAUGAUCGCGUGGAUACCACCGAGGCGGGUAGGAUCAAAAUGUACGUGCCACCAUCUAACUUUAUCAUACAUCAAAGUUGGGAUCGCCCGUCUUUAACCAACGACAUUGCGUUAAUAAGAUUGACUUCUACAAUAACGUAUACAGAUAAGAUUCAACCUAUAGCCCUGCCUACACGUGCCUAUGCCUACAAUACUUUUGAAGGUUCUCCAGCGAUUACCACCGGUUGGGGUUAUCUGAAAGGCACCAGCAGUUUGUCUCGAUACUUGCAGUAUGCGGAUGUGAUUAUUAUGGAAACUAAUAGGUGCAGAUCGUAUUUGCGGCAAGUAACUAGUAAUCACAUUUGCAUUGAUGGAAGUUACGGCAAAGGAGUUUGCUACGGUGAUUCCGGCAGCUCGAUGGUCACAACAUCAGGACAAAAAUUCCUCAUUGGAAUUACUUCAUUUGUGUCUGCAUCAGGAUGUGAGAUUAAUUAUCCAAGUGUUUUUACGAGAGUGACGUCCUUCUUGGAUUGGAUUUCGUCGAAAACUGGAAUUGUUAUACCUUGAAAAUGGUUUCUUUUUCCACUGUAUCUGAAUGGCAAUGACAGUAAAUAAACAAUUGGGUAUUGAA